Molecule: messenger RNA, 2320 nt
Organism: Lethenteron reissneri (Far Eastern brook lamprey)
Lineage: Eukaryota; Metazoa; Chordata; Hyperoartia; Petromyzontiformes; Petromyzontidae
Biological process (GO): triglyceride homeostasis; regulation of lipid metabolic process
Source: RefSeq, a predicted model, not a curated record
GCUCACAACACUAGGCUGUCUCCAAGGCAGGGAGAGGUGGGGGGGGAAGAGAUUGAAUAGGGAACUAAAUUUGUUUAAAUUAAGUAAGGACUUGAGAAAGAAGGCAACAUCAGCUUUUGUUCGGGUUGGAAUUUUUUAAGUUAGCGAGGUCAAUUUUAUACAGUGCCAAGUAUUUUAAAAAAUUAUUUUUCCCGUGAAAAUAAUCGAAGCUCUGAGCGGCGUUGUCAGUGCUGGUGUCGUUGGUAGGAAUUUGUUUUGUAUUUUGUUACUAUAUUUUAUUAUAAAACUAUCCAACAGUAAAAUCGUCAGAGAAUCAAAAUCGCCACCAGUCAACCCUACGACUUGUUACGUUGCCAAAUUAUUUUUUUUGUAUGCGAGCGACAGCGGCGAAUCUUUAUUAUUAAAUAUUGAUUAGAGACAAAAUAGAGAAAACAAAAUCCUACGCCCGAAAACAGGGAUACACUGCGACAGGGAAAGCCUAGCUCGCAUUUCCACCCCACCGUAGUAGACAACCUGAACCAUCCGCCACACGGCUCUCCCCCCACACCACCUUAGCAUGCUGUCCCUGCCACCUCUACCCCCUCUGCUCCUGCUCCUCGCUCUAUCAUCGCCGUGCUUCGCCGCCGGCGCCCGCUACUCCGACGACCUCUUCUACGGCGCCCCGAGCCCCGGCAGCCUCGACGCCGUCCACGCCAACACCCGGCAAGACGACCGCCACCAGCAGCAGCAGCAGGCGAUGACCACCACGGAGUCGGCUGUGCCGAGAGGCGGUCGCCGGGCACGGUUUGCGCUGCAGGACGAGGUCAACCUCCUGGCGUUCGGGCUGCUGCAACUGGGCCAGGGCGUGCGCGAGCUCUCCGAGCGCACGGCGGAGCGGCUGGCGGCGGCCAACGGCGCGGUGGAGCGGGCGGCCGCGGCGGCGCACGGCGCCGAGAGGCGUGCCAGCGAGGCCGAGAGGACGGCGCGGGAGCUGCGGGAGAGGCUGGGCAGGCUGGAGGAGGCCUGGGUGCCGGCGAGGAGGAGAGAGGCGCGGAGAGACGAGUCGGAGUCCCGCGAGGGCGACGAUGCGGGAGCCCUGGAUCCUCCGUCGGAGCUGCGCGAACGGAACGUGGAGUCGACUCGUCUCCGGCUCAAACGAGAGAUGAACCGUCGCGGCGCGUAGCGCCACUCCGUUCCAUCUCCUCCCGUCGUUUCUCGCGAAGCUCAAGUUCUUCUCGGAGGGCGACCGGGAGGACCGCAGGAAGCGGCUUUCAGCCCCGCGACUCUGGCCGCCGCACCAGCACCCCUGGCACGGAGAACCCCACGCGCCCGCGUCGGCGUUCGCCGGCCCGCCCGCCCGCCCGCCAGCCUGCUCGCCUCGCGCGUGCCGACCGACGCGCCAAGCUGACGGCUUCAAAGGCGAAGCGCCAAAAACAAUAAAAACACCGGCUCGUUUCUCAACUCUCCCACGUCGUGUUAGGUUUCCGCGCUUUAAAUAUAUAUUUAUGUAUAACCUAAACAGACUGUUGUAUGUAUGUUGAACUUCUUAUGCGCCGUACGUAGCCGAACAUGCUAAUCGGAGGUGCCAGUGCUGUUAGCGGGUAGCACCUAUGAAGGCCAGCAUGGCACACGAGGGAGUGGUGACCAGCAACACGCUCGGCCACGUUUGUCUGCCUACUGGUACCAGGUACUAAUUUGAGGUUGAGUCGGCCUAGGGGAGGCCUAGGACCGGUUCGAUGUUGGCUGUGAGCGGGAAUCGAACUCGGGUCACCAGGUUCACAGUGCAGCACGCCAACUGAUACGAUACUGCUCCCCAUAUAUACACACACACACAUACACGAUGUAUAUCGGUAAAUCUAACGCGUCGUAGCCAUGCCACGAACCUGACAAACUUCGAAAAAAAACAUUAACUCACAUCUCAAAUUCCUGUGCGUUGUUUCUAUUUUAUACAAACAUUCUAGAUUUGAAGCUUUCGUGACUGCAAAGAUUCAUAUUCUUAGGUUUUUUCGAUUAAGUCACGUAAGUAAAACAUCAAAAAAAAAAAAAAAAAAAAUCACGACGUUUCGGAGGCAACACAAGUCUCCGUCAUCAGGUGGGACCGUCACAGCCGAAUUAGCUGCAUCAAGUGAAGCAAUGAUUCAAGAUGUAAUCCCUUAUAAGCAAGUUGAAGAGAGGUGGAUGUUUUACUUACGUGACUUAACCGAAAAAACCUAAGAAUUAUACAAACAUAAUAACCGCGCGCGAGCGAGGUGCAGAGGGAUUAUUAAGUAGGUUGCUAGAUUCUUCGUUUAGCGACGAGAUGACGGGUGUGAUGUCAAUAAUAAAAGAUUGACGAACAAAA